GGAUUGGUCUGGGUCUAAAUUGGAUCUUUGAUUGAAUUUUGGAUAUUUUACUUUUUUUCUGACUGGUAGAUGCCCAGUAAUCUAGAGUAUAGAUUGACGCCGUUGGGCUAACUUGCAGACGCCAAUCCCUCCUGCGCCUACUGGAUCAUGCAAGUGCGCGUCAAGGCCGCCCGCAUAUAUCGCCUGUGAUUGCCCUGACCCGGUUCCGGGGAUAAGGUUCGUGAGGUCUUAUAUACCCUGUCGAUGGUCACUAUGGACCGCCCGGAGGACUCAGCGGCGUCCAUAUUCAGUGCCCCCUUACAAUCCUCGUCGUCGCUUUUAGCCCGUCGACGCAAAUCACGCUCACAUUCUAUUAAUCGCCCCCCAAUCGAUCCGGCAUCGCCUGAAGUAAUAAGCUCCUUAAUAUCGUCACUCUCUACGAUUUCGGUACCUCUUCAGACACAUUUCGACAGCGUACCGUGUCUUGAUUCCGAUACCGACCUUUCGCUAUCUGUUUUACCAUUAGAACGACACUCCUCCCCGGGCGCAAGUCAUGAGCAUGGUGUUGGGGUGAGAAAAGGGCCGCCUCAAGCCUUCGAAGAGGCUUCGCAUAGUCCCUUUCUACAUCCAGAUGACGCAGCCACUGCACCAGUCAUUCGUAUGGCCCGGGCUCCUCCAUCUCCAAAGCCAAAAGUGACGACCACCGACGCUUCUGCUUCUCCAAUGAGACCUACUUCUAGGGGCUCAUACACGUCCUCCAGAGCAGCGUACGAAGACAACACAUUCGGCAUGAUCACAGCCGAACCUGGUCCACGAGUCUCGACUGCACCUAGUAUUGCCUCAACUAGUUCCCGGAAAAGUUUAAAGAGUCAGUUUGGCCUGUUGAAAAAGUCGUCUCGGGAUUUCACAUACGACAAGGAUAGGCACGCAGAACGUUUGCGGAAGACGAGUAGCUACAACGACAGUUUAAGACAUAGUCUUCCCCGAAGUAGAACCAGUGUACGCUCGAUGCAUUCCAUCGCUGAUGUGGCCGAAAAUGGCCGGCAUAGCCGCACCACUAAGGAGGCCUUUCGAGAACACGGGGCUAACUCUCAUAAUGAAGAGUACUUUUCGUUGCAAAGCGCGCGCGCGAGCGCACCCAGCACCCCCGGAGGCAUCGGAAGUGGCAGGAUAAUUCCUGUUCGCGAGUCUUCUCUACGUCAUAGCUUCUCUUCCAGCUCUAAGCACCGGAGAUCUACUCGCCAUAGCCGAUAUUCGUCCACGGCAAGCAAAGAUACGAAAGUGGAUAGUGACACUGGAAUCGAAGCAGAGCAUGUGACCAAGAGGAUACGAGAGCUGAAGGAUCAGCAACAGAAGAUCAAGAACGAAUUGGAGAUAGACGACAGCCCCGACAAGGUCUCAAGGGAGCCGUCCACAAAACACACCCAACUACCGCAAAAGCCUAGUGCAGUCGACAACGGUGGUGAGCAAAGUGCUACUAGAAGCAAUAGGGUCAAUGUGUUCGAUGAGAGCGCUCCAGCUCCAGCUGUUAUGACGGGGAGAAGUAGAUCAACAACCCGUAAUAAUCCACAACUCGCAUCAAAAGCAACCAAUUGCCCGACACAGUCGUUCGUGCCGAGACAAUCCUCUGACAAGCUUGACCAGGUUGAAAAGUUGCGUUAUCGACGUUCAGUGGAACAGUCAACUACGCCGCGGCACCACAAACGUUCCCCGUCCGGCCCUGUUUCUCCAGGACGCACUUCUGUUGUGGAUGAACGCCCAUCCAGUGCCGAUUCAAUCGACCUUGCAGUUCUAGAUUAUGUUUCCGCUCCUAGACUUACCCAGAAAGUAACCCAUCCUACCACUGGCCGCGAGAUAGCUUUUUCGGAGGUCGGAGACCCUAAAGGGCAUGUCGUAUUAUGCUGUCUUGGAAUGGGCUUAACCAGAUACCUGAUGGCGUUCUAUGAUGAGCUAGCACGAUCGCUUCAUCUUCGACUCGUCACGUUGGACCGCCCCGGGGUUGGCGAAAGUGGGCCUUACAUAGAUGAGGCGGGGACUCCUCUCGGUUGGCCAGACGAUGUUGCAAUUGUAUGCAACUAUAUCAAAGUAACAAAAUUCUCAAUCCUCGCCCAUUCGGCCGGUGCUAUUUAUGCGCUGGCAACUGCCCUAAGGAUCCCCCAGCAUAUCAGAGGCCGCAUACAUCUUCUAGCCCCCUGGAUCCCACCAUCUCAACUGUCUAGCAUCGGCUCACAGAGAGCUCCAGUUCCUACGAAUGCUGUUCCGUACUCUCAACGAAUCCUUCGUGCCUUACCGACGUCUAUUUUGAAGGUUGCUAAUUCGAGCUUCAUGAGCGCAACAAGUGCGAGCUUGACCGCUAGCCUCCCCAGAUCCUCUCGGCGCACUAGGCGAAAGGCGACAAUAAAAGACUCAUCUAGCUCAGCUUUAAUUGAAGCCAGCGGCUCUCAACGUUAUCCAUCCAACCGAGUAUACCAGCAAGGAGCUGAUUUCCAAGCACUACAAAUCAAGAAACUGCAAAUACCCAAUGGAACCGGAGUUGUAGAUAGAGGAACUACAACAAGCCAGGCGGUGACUGAGUUUGAGAAACGUGAACGCCAGUCUGAUUAUGACAACCGCCUGACGCACAAGGUCUGGGAACUGGCCACCACGAAUGCAAAUCCGGCGGUGGACCUCGUCGUUUGCUUGGAACGCCGACAGCCGAUUGGAUUCCGCUAUGUCGAUAUUACCCGCAAUGUCGUUAUCCACCAUGGAAGCAGAGACACGCGCGUUCCUGUUGAUAAUGUAAGGUGGCUUGGCCAAAGUAUGCGACGCUGUGAGGUUCGAAUCCUCGAAGGCGAGGGCCAUGGGCUGAUGGCCUCAGCAACAGUUAUGGGUAAUGUCUUAAUGGAAAUCGCCAAGGAGUGGGAGGACUGGAUGACAGUAGUCCAGGGUAAGCGUCGAGCAACUAUAGGAACAAGGUCAGGCAUCGCUAUUCAAGCCUAAUUUGGCUGAACUGCAUCUGAAAUUGCUGCAUCAAAGUCAUGGGAGAUUUCGAAGUAUCUGGAGAAUAAUGGAUGGGGAAGAAAUCGAAAAUAAAAAAAGGAAGAAACUUUAAACAUUGAAAGGGCGUCAGAUAGGUAUUUCGAGAGCUCUAGCCAGGACCAGGGCCUCCCACCU
Aspergillus pseudotamarii is the source of this 3132-nucleotide messenger RNA. RefSeq lists its product as uncharacterized. The record is from RefSeq and is a predicted model, not a curated record. The coding region runs from base 244 to 2958 and encodes 904 amino acids. The transcript has 2 exons. NCBI's taxonomy places the organism in Eukaryota, Fungi, Ascomycota, Eurotiomycetes, Eurotiales, Aspergillaceae.